Molecule: messenger RNA, 2165 nt
Organism: Verticillium alfalfae VaMs.102
Lineage: Eukaryota; Fungi; Ascomycota; Sordariomycetes; Glomerellales; Plectosphaerellaceae
Product: NAD(H) kinase
Exons: 1
Coding region: 447-2165 (572 amino acids)
Biological process (GO): NAD+ metabolic process; NADP+ biosynthetic process
Molecular function (GO): NAD+ kinase activity
Source: RefSeq, a predicted model, not a curated record
CGAGGCAUCUUCUUUUUCCCUUCAUUUACAGUUUGAGAACUCUGGUAGUUCUGGCCUUUUCGUUUUUCCGCUUCCUACACCUACCCAUCUUUCAUUUCAUCAUCUGCUUGCAGGUCAGAAGACUUUUGCCGUGUCUCACCAAACCCUCGAGCGUUUUGUCUUUCUUUCACUUCUGCCUAUCAUCAACAACUAUCCAGGUUGCUUUCACUUAGCUUGCUUGUAGUCAACAGUAUCCCGCAUCCCCGGGCCUUUUAUUCCCUGUUACAUCAUUCAUUCCCUCUUGAUUAGUAGUGGAACGGAACCUUCGACGGCGUCGACCUACCCGACCCUCCCGGACGGACUUAACGCAACACCCACCUCGGCUCGACACGACCUCCUAAAAUAACCCCAGCGGUCAGUACCACCACGCCUGCCACCAUUUUCGGUCCGUCGGAGAAACCGCUGUCAUGUCCGGCCUCGUCACUUCACCCACCGCCCUCCACCCCGCCCUCAGCGAUAAUACUAAACCCCACUCUCCGCUACGCCAGUCCCUGCUGUCCGACUCGGAGACACAGGUGCACGACCAAGAGGAUACGCCGCAUGCCGCCCAGCUUGCCCGUGUUCACGAAACAACUCACUCACCCCAGGGCCACCGCCGCAACGCCCCUUCUCACGAGGUCCCGCGCCAGACCAUCAUGAAAGCUCUGGCCUCAUCUGUCUCCCGUCACAACAAACCCGAGGCCCUUUCACUCACCGGCAUGCUCUCCGCUCAUGACACUCACGAUAGCCGCCCCGAUAAGAACUGCUCCUCGCAACAGCUUGCUGACGCCCUCAACGACCUUGCCAAUCAAGCCAUGACGCCCACCACCGCCCUGCCGACAUUGCAGUCACCAUGCUUCUACCACAACCGCUUCAACGAUGCCGUCGAUAUCGACAAGGUGCUUGAGGAGAUCAAGAAUGAUGACUCCAUGUCGCACUCUCGACUGGUUCAGACAGCCACUGGUGUCCGUGAAGUUGCCAAGCAGCUUCAGCGCCGUCCAAUCAAGCGCCACGUCCGUAAUGUCAUGAUUGUCACCAAAGCCCGCGACAACCAGCUAGUCUACCUGACCCGCGAACUCGCUUUAUGGCUCCUGCGUACCCCGCGUUACGGUUCGGAUAUUGGUGUGAACGUCUACGUUGAUGCCAAACUGCGUAAUUCGAAACGAUUCGACUCCCGCAGUAUCACUGGCGAGAAUGCCCGGUUCCAGCACAUGUUGAAGUACUGGACCCCGGACCUCUGCUGGACGCAACCAGAGAAGUUUGACCUCGUCCUCACCCUCGGCGGCGACGGCACCGUACUUUUCACGUCGUGGCUGUUCCAGCGCAUUGUCCCCCCCGUUCUCUCCUUCAGCCUAGGCAGCCUAGGCUUCCUGACGAACUUCGAGUUCGAGAAGUAUACGCAGCACCUGGGUCGCAUCAUGGGAGAUGAGGGCAUGCGUGUUAACUUGCGUAUGCGUUUCACAUGUACUGUGUAUCGCAGCGGCGUCAAUGGGCAGGGUCCUCAGGAGGGCGAGCAAUUCGAGGUCCUCAACGAGCUUGUGAUCGACCGCGGCCCAUCACCCUACGUCUCCAACCUCGAGCUCUAUGGCGAUGACGAACUCCUCACUGUCGUGCAGGCUGAUGGCUGCAUCUUUUCGACGCCGACUGGUUCCACUGCCUAUUCCCUCUCCGCAGGCGGCUCUCUCGUGCAUCCCGAUAUCCCCGCUAUCCUGCUCACCCCCAUCUGCCCUCACACCCUGUCUUUCCGCCCAAUGGUUCUUUCCGACACCAUGGCCCUACGGGUCUCUGUGCCCCGAAACUCCCGCGCCACAGCUUACUGUGCCUUCGACGGCAAGGGCCGUGUAGAGCUGAAGCAAGGUGACUAUGUCACAAUCACGGCCUCGCAGUACCCCCUGCCCACGGUCGUCCGCAGUCAGACCGAGUGGUUCGACAGCGUAUCCCGCACGCUACGCUGGAACACCCGAGCCGCUACGCAAAAGGGCUUCGAUUCGGGCGACGCUACGGGAACAGGCACGCCGAAUGAAGAGAUCAAGGAUGAAGCCGAGCCCGAAUGGGACAUUGAUACGGACUCGGCCUGUUAUGCCAGCGAGGAUGGCAGCAUCAGCACAAGCCCGCUGAGACGACAGAUGAGCCUGCUAGGCAUGUGA